This is a messenger RNA of Maylandia zebra (zebra mbuna), 2032 nucleotides long. RefSeq names its product lipoyltransferase 1 (gene lipt1). Lineage: Eukaryota; Metazoa; Chordata; Actinopteri; Cichliformes; Cichlidae. Gene Ontology annotation, cellular component: mitochondrion; cytoplasm. The record is from RefSeq and is a predicted model, not a curated record. Gene Ontology annotation, biological process: protein lipoylation. Gene Ontology annotation, molecular function: lipoyltransferase activity.
CGGUAAGCACGGUCUGUGAGUGGCUGUUUGUGCACGUGAAAUGACUUACAGCUGCAGCUCGCGUUUUAAAAACAGCGCGAGGAGUUAGUGAUGUUCCUGACCUCCUGACAUGAAGUGAUGUCAGAAAGCACAAUGAUGUCACAGAUCAAAAGGACGUUUUCUCUUUUAAACCAGCGAGCCUGCUCCAGAUCCAGCUUCUUCACAGACUCUGACAGUGCAGGAUUGGUCCUCCAGUCUCACUCCACCGAUGUGUACCAGAAUCUGGCUCUGGAGGACUGGAUUGACGCCAACGUAGAACUGCAGGGGCGUGGCAUCUUGCUGCUAUGGAGGAAUCGGCCCGCCGUUGUCAUCGGGCGCCACCAGAACCCUUGGACCGAGUGCACCCUGCCGGUCAUGAGGAGACCGGGCAUCCCUCUGGCUCGCAGGCGGAGCGGCGGUGGGACGGUCUUCCAUGACCUGGGCAACCUCAACCUGACCUUUUUCACUUCCAAGAAGGCGUACGAUCGGCAGAGGAACCUGAAGGUGGUCACAGACACACUGAGGCGCCUCCGGCCCGGACUGGACGUCCAGGCCACCGACAGGUUUGACAUCUUACUAAACGGACGAUACAAGAUCUCAGGCACCGCAUCCAGACUGAGCAGGAAGUCGUCGUACCAUCACUGCACACUGCUUCACUCUGCCGAUCGCUCCGCCCUCUCCUCUGUGCUCCGCCCUUCCUGCCCCGGCAUCCAAAGCAAUGCCACUCCCAGCGUCCCCUCGCCUGUUGCCAACCUCCUAGACCAUGCCCCCUCCCUGCAAUGGGAGAAGCUCCUGGGUGCUCUGGUGCAGCAGUAUAACACAGAGUUUGGCCUGCACUCUGCGUUGACCGUCAUAGACCCAACUAACGAGUCCAUGUUUCCUGGUGUCGGUGAGAUGGAGAUGGAGCUGCGGAGCUGGGACUGGACAUUUGGGAAGACGCCUAAGUUCACCAUGGAGACGCAGCUGGAGCUGACGAAUGAGCAGCCGCCCGCUCGCUGCUCUGCUCGCUUGCAAAUGGAGGUGAAGAACGGGCAAAUCGAGAGCUGCCACUUGGACGUCCCUGUGGAGUGGGUCCCCGUGCAGCUAAGCAGCGAGCUAAGCAGUGUGCUGAUUGGAGAGAGGUUCUGUCCACAUCGAGCCGCCGCUGCCUUCAGCGCACUGCUACGCUCAGAGAGCGGGGCAACGCACACACGACUGCACCGCCUGUGUGAUGCCAUGCUCACUGUGAUGGGCUGAGACGAGGCAAAUAUGAAACACAAGUGAGAGGCUGCAGGCCACAUUACAGCCGGUUAAAACCUUAGAAAUGGAGGAGAUGUCUGUAUGUCUGAUGGGCAGAUCAUCUGAGCCAAAAAACUAAUCAAUUAAUAAAGGAAAUGAUCGUCACAGCUGAGAGGUUUUCCUGGAACAGACAUUUACGGACAUCUGAGUUUUCAUUUUUUUACCCUCUUGAGUGAACAGAGCUGCUUUUUCACUUCAUUUGAAAUGCUUGAAAGGAGCUGCUGUAAUUUAGUCACAGCUGUGAAAACUGUUCAUGAAAAUUCACACAGGUUAUUAUUUUCUAUAUUUUAUUUGGUAAAAUACAAAAACAACUACAACAAAAAUACAAAAACUCAUAUGUUAUUAUCGCCUUCAUUUUUCUCAUCAGCUAAUGCUUUUUUCUUUAUAAAUGCAUAAAACUACAUUUGAAAAGGUUUUCAUACAGCAAAACAAGAUCUAAAAGAGGCCUAAACAUUUAACUUUAACAUAACUUUAGUAUUUAACAUCUAAAUAUUUAGACGAAAACACAAUUGUUUUAGGAAAUUCACAAAAACAAUAAAUCAAACAGUUUUUAAGCACACAAAUCAAAACAUACAGGUAAAAAUGAAUUUACUGUAACCUUCUCCGUUAACUUUAAUUAUUUUAUUAUUAUUAUUUUAUUAAGCAUGUACUGUAAAAUAACACCUAACUCUCCCGAUAAAUGUGCCAGCACUGUUAUCGUAUAUAUUCAUUUUCUUAAAUAAAUAUUUAAAUGCAA